AUGGUAGCGUGUUCCACAGCUAACCACGACUUGGAUUACAUGCGACUUGUUAACUUGUUCAGCAUCUUUUACCAGAUCCGGGACGAUUACGCCAACUUGCCGAACGCUAAAGAGUAUACAGUCCACAAGGGAUACGCCGAAGACUUGACCGAGGGGAAGUUCUCCUUCCCGGUGAUACACGGGAUCAAUGCAGACCCUUCAGAUACUCGUAUUUUAAAUAUCCUCCAAAAGCGCCCAUCGUCUCCAACGCUGAAGACACACGCGGUUGCGUAUCUCAGCGACCACACCAAGUCUUUGGAAUACACCGCGAACACCAUUCGAGUUCUGGAAGCACAGAUCAGGGGAGAAAUUCGCCAGUUGGGAGGGAAUCACGUUUGGGAGGCGAUUAUAGAUGGAUUGCACAUAGACGUGUAG
Messenger RNA from Sparassis crispa, 414 nucleotides. RefSeq lists its product as hypothetical. Gene Ontology annotation, molecular function: prenyltransferase activity. The coding region runs from base 1 to 414 and encodes 137 amino acids. The transcript is spliced from 4 exons. NCBI's taxonomy places the organism in Eukaryota, Fungi, Basidiomycota, Agaricomycetes, Polyporales, Sparassidaceae. The record is from RefSeq and is a predicted model, not a curated record. Gene Ontology annotation, biological process: isoprenoid biosynthetic process.